Molecule: messenger RNA, 1626 nt
Organism: Amoebophrya sp. A25
Lineage: Eukaryota; Dinophyceae; Syndiniales; Amoebophryaceae
Source: the annotation of a GenBank genome assembly
CAAGGGUCAGUCACCGGGGGUUAGCUUGAUGUACACAGUGGGGAGGUGGCUGUGACAUAUCCGUGUUAGUAGAGAGGGAGUCUCUGUGCUGUGCGCUCGUCAGCACAACAGCGAUGACGAGCCCAUCGUCGAUAUAGAUAUUUGGUCUUUCUUUUGCUUUGGUGACCACUUGACGGCUCUAUCUCUAUCUUUCAAUAAUUCGAAAACUGAUCUGAAAAAUACAUGCCCCUCUAGUGUCGUUGUCCUGGUAAGCAGAUUCCGGGAGUGGUUAUUCUAGUCGCUUUGAAUUGGAGAAGCUUCGCAGAGCCUGGUGUGGUGAGGAAAGCAGAGAGGCCACGCGUCUGACUGCUACGGGUAACAACAACGCGAGUGCCCUUCGAUGGCGAGAACGGUUAGAGCGAUCAGCCGCCAAGAUCCAACAAAAUGAGUAAGAUAGCGACGGUACAAGCGCUGAAGAAUAAGCUUAAAGAGCUUUAUUCGCAGCACAACCCUGAGAACGUGGGAAAAAUCGAUUACUUACUGCAGAAGUACGACGGAAACGAGCAGCUGCUGUACACCUCGGUGUGCACGAAAUACAGCAUAUCCCGUACUGUUGUUUUCUUGUCUGAUUGUGGCUGAACUGUAGUAGACGAGGUAGAGCCGGAUCUGGAUGGGAAGGUAUGUUAUUUAUGCUGGAAGGACGGAAAUUCGUAGCGAACUCACGUGUGUACCAAGUUGUGUCAUUUAAAUGCCUCCAAACUCACCCCGAAACAGCAUUGCCCCUCACGCGGAAAGUGAAGGAGUGGGAUGCGGCAACAGGAAAAAAUCAAGUACAGAUAAUAUGCGAGACGACGGGUGAGUUGCUGGAAACUUUAGAGGAGGUACUUUUUGUUUUGUAUUGAUACCAAAUCCUCCUGUCUGACCACAACAAAAUGAUCCGCGUUUUCUGGUCGUCGAUCACAAUUUUUUGAUGAUUUGAAUCGGCCAUUCAUGCUUCACUCACAAAAUUCUUACAGGAAGAGGACGAGGAAGAGUACGAUCCGUUUAGCACUGCGCCAUCCGGCGCUGACAAGGAUCGGCUCACUGAAGAUGUCAUCAAACAAAUUGACUGCCACCUGCUCGGAGUGAUACACUCGAAUAUGUUCGUCUACCCUGACGAUCAAGAGGCUGAAGAACAGCUGCAGAAGGUGACAGCAGUAGAUUCGAUGGGCGAACUGUAAUACCCGUGCAGUAGCGAAAUAGGAUCAGCCACGUCUUCGAACAAACCGACAAAAGAAGCAACAAGGCAACAGGAAUCCUUUGUCUUUGUGACUUUUCCCCCUCCCCGAUAAACAUCAACAAAUACUUUACAGUGUAUGUGGCAUCGAACGCUCAUCAAUCUUAUAUCGAAAAGAACAGUGUGAAAGGGCGAGAGAGAUCGACCGGAGCGCACAUAGGAACAUUGAUUUUUCUAUUUUCAUUCAUUUGGCAGAAAAGACCGUCAACAAGGGCGGCAAGCAAGGCAGUAAGAUCUGACGGAAUUUUAGAUGAAGUAUUUACUUUUACGCAGAGAAACUUGGGAUUUGCCUUAAAAACGGUACGAACGCGAGAAACAAGUAAGAAACCACUAAGGUAAGGCAACGCGGCAUCGAACCACCGACUCGCCAG